Messenger RNA from Prorocentrum cordatum, 588 nucleotides. The record is from the annotation of a GenBank genome assembly. NCBI's taxonomy places the organism in Eukaryota, Dinophyceae, Prorocentrales, Prorocentraceae.
AUGUUGAUGCGGGGGCUGCUUGUGGUGGUUGCUUGCUGCGUUCUAUCGUUGACGCACGUGGGGCAGGCCCUGCACGUGGACGCGCCGAUAAAGCGCGCCGCCGCGCGGGAGACGCCGAGCCACCUUGAGACGGUGCUCGUGGUCCCGGAGCUCAGGUUCCUCUUCUGCUACAUCCCGAAGAAUGCCUGCACCCAGUUCAACAAGCUGAUGGACGUCAUGAACGGCAAGCCGCCGGGGGCCGGCUGGCACCACCAGCUGUCCUCCGCCACCAGGGCGUUCGGGUGGAGCGACGAGCGCGUGAAGGGGCUGUUUCGCGACAAGACGUGGACCAAGGCCGUCUUCCUGCGGGACCCGCUGGAGCGGCUGGUGUCGGCGUGGCGCAACAAGUGCAGGCACGGGGCGCAGGAGUGCAGGACGUCGGGCGGCUGCCCGAACUGCAUCGACGGCGACUUCGAGGCCGCCGUGGGGAAGCUGCCGCACACGGAGGAUCGACGAGCAUUGGAUCAAGCAGAGCCGGUUUGGCGGCGGGCUGCCGAGUUUCAUAGGGGACUACGAUUUCGUCGGGCACACCUCGAAGAAUUUCACUGA